Molecule: messenger RNA, 270 nt
Organism: Blepharisma stoltei
Lineage: Eukaryota; Ciliophora; Heterotrichea; Heterotrichida; Blepharismidae
Source: the annotation of a GenBank genome assembly
AUGCUUCACUGAGCGCUAUGGGAAAACCUCAAAGGAAAAACUAAUUGCUGUUCGCACAUUGAAUUAAUAAAGGAAACUACAAUUUUAUUUUAUUGAUACCCAGGAUUAAGUGAUACAGAAGCAGCAGAUCAAGAUGGUAAAAUCCUUGAUAAAAUUCUUAAAUAUGGCUACCGUAGUGGACGCAAACAUAAUAAUUCAAAUGGAAUAAUUUCUAGGCUUGAUUUAAGUGUGGGAAAAUGCAUUCGUGUGAAUAAGAAACUCAUUGUCUAG